Molecule: messenger RNA, 402 nt
Organism: Gongylonema pulchrum
Lineage: Eukaryota; Metazoa; Nematoda; Chromadorea; Rhabditida; Gongylonematidae
Source: the annotation of a GenBank genome assembly
AUGUUCAUUUCCACUCGCAGCAAUAUGUCCAGCCGUGGUAAAGGCGGAAAGGCGAAGUCGUCCGAGAAGAAGACGCGUUCGUCGCGAGCCGGCCUGCAGUUUCCCGUUAGCCGUAUCCAUCGCAAGCUAAGGAAAGGUAGUUACGCAGAACGAGUGGGUGCAGGUGCACCAGUGUACAUGACUGCUGUGCUCGAGUAUCUGGCUGCUGAAGUGCUGGAGCUUGCUGGGAAUGCGGCACGCGAUAACAAAAAGACCAGAAUUAGCCCGCGUCACCUGCAACUGGCGGUGCGCAAUGAUGAGGAGUUAAGCAGAUUGUUGGCUGGAGUGACGAUAUCCCAGGGCGGUGUGCUGCCGAACAUCCAGCCUGUGCUACUGCCUAAAAAAACCGCUGAGAAGGCGUAA